AUGGUCAUUUUCUGCUUCUGUAGCGUUCUGGUAUGCAUUGAGAUUCCGGCACUCCUCGGCAGCAAGUUCAACCUCAACUUCGAGGCUAUCGGGCUCAACUUCAUUCCAUUGAUAAUUGGAAAUGUGAUCGGUGAAAUCGUGAGCGGUCCACUGAGCGACUGGUGGCAGAAUCGAGCUGUCAAAAACGGCGUUCCGCCAUUACCUGAAAGGCGACUGUGGCUAUUCUACCCAGCCCUCGGAUUCUGUUUUGCAGGAAUCACGGUGUUUCUGGUGACUCUAGAUCAGGCUACCGAGGGCAAAUGGAAUGUCCGCCCUGACAUCGGACUAGCACUUGCAGGACUCGGCAACCAGAUGAGCACAACAAUCUUAUUUACCUACGCUGUUGAUAAGAACCCUACUCACUCGGGCGAAGUUGGAGUUAUCCUCGUUCUUGUCCGGCAGAUUUGGAGCUUUAUUGGUCCGUUUUGGUUUCCCAUUAUGUUCAGGUCUAUUGGACUCCGAGGCAGUUCUGCCUUGUGUUGUGGGCUUAUGGCAGUGUUCUCGGGUUUUGUCGUGGCAGGGCAGCACAUCUUGGGUAGCCGUCGCACGAAAUAA
This is a messenger RNA of Clonostachys rhizophaga, 594 nucleotides long. The record is from the annotation of a GenBank genome assembly. NCBI's taxonomy places the organism in Eukaryota, Fungi, Ascomycota, Sordariomycetes, Hypocreales, Bionectriaceae.